GGGGCGACAGGCAUCGGGCCCCAGGCAGAGCGGCGGGCGCCGGACCCCCAGGCGGAGCGACAGGUCUCGGGCCCCAGGCGGAGCGGCGGGCGCCGGACCCCCAGGCGGAGCGACAGGUCUCGGGCCCCCAGGCGGAGCGGCGGGCACCGGACCCCCAGGGGGAGCGACAGGUCUCAGGCCCCCAGGCGGAGCGACAGGUCUCAGGCCCCCCAGGCGGAGCGACAGGUCUCAGGCCCCCCAGGCGGAGCGACAGGUCUCAGGCCCCCAGGCGGAGCGACAGGUCUCAGGCCCCCAGGCACGACAGUGGGCUCCGAGUCAACUGGCAUGACCGCGGGCACUGGGUCAGACAUUGGAUCGUCUGGCUGGACAGCGGGCAUCGGGUCACCAGGCAUCAGGUCAUUUGGCUCAACAGUGGGCACCGCGUCAUCUGGCAAGACAGUGGGCACCAAGUCACCAGGCACGACAGUGGGCUCUGAGUCAAUUGGCACGACAGCGGGCACCGGGUCAUCAGGUACCCGGAUUGUCUGGCUCGACAGCGGGCAUCGGGUCACCAGGCAUCAGGUCAUUUGGCUUGCCAGCGGGCACCGCGUCAUCUGGCAAGGCAGUGGGCACCGAGUCACCAGG
Molecule: messenger RNA, 624 nt
Organism: Staurois parvus
Lineage: Eukaryota; Metazoa; Chordata; Amphibia; Anura; Ranidae
Source: the annotation of a GenBank genome assembly